CGUGGUGACACCACAUGACAACAACGUCACACCGUCACCCCGACCUUCGCCCCUGGUUUGGUGUCACUCACCAGCAGUGAUGAUGGUGCCGUCCUGGCUGCUGGUGGCCCUGCUGGUGACCCUGCUGGUGGUCUGGCUGAGGGAUGCAGCGGCUGCUGUCACCCGUUUCCGGGCCACCUGCCAGCAGCUGCGUCACUUCCCUCUGCCACCAUGGCGCAGCUGGCUGCUGGGACACACCGGGAUGGCACGGAACACGGAGGAAGGACUGCAGGAUGUGGACAAGAUGGUGGCACAGUACCGUCAUGGCUGCCUCUGGUGGGUGUCCCCAUGGCUGCCGGUCCUCCGCCUCUUCCACCCCGACACCCUCCGCCCCGUGCUGAUGGCCUCAGCUUUCAUUGCCCCCAAGGACAAACUCUUCUACGGGUUCCUCAAGCCCUGGCUGGGGGAUGGGCUGCUGCUGAGUCGUGGGGACAAAUGGGCCCGGCACCGGCGCCUGCUGACACCCGCCUUCCACUUCGACAUCCUCAAGUCCUACAUCAGCAUCUUCAACAGCAGCACCCACAUCAUGCACGUGAGCCAGACCCUGAUUCCUGAUCUGCACACAGAUCCUGGUUCCUCACCCAGAUCCUCGCCCAGAUCCCCCAGUUCCUGACCCCAUCCUGCACUCAGAUCCCAGUUCCUCACCUGGAUCUUCACCCAGAUCCCGGCUCCUGACCCCAUCCUGCACUCAGAUCCCAGUUCCUCACCUGGAUCUUCACCCAGAUCCCAGCUCCUGACCCCAUCCUGCACCCAGAUCCCAGUUCCUCACCUGGAUCUUCACCCAGAUCCCAGCUCCUGACCCCAUCCUGCACCCAGAUCCCAGUUCCUCACCUGGAUCUUCACCCAGAUCCCAGCUCCUGACCCC
Tympanuchus pallidicinctus (lesser prairie-chicken) is the source of this 904-nucleotide messenger RNA. Its product is annotated as ultra-long-chain fatty acid omega-hydroxylase-like. Bases 80 to 652 code for a protein of 190 amino acids. The record is from RefSeq and is a predicted model, not a curated record. Lineage: Eukaryota; Metazoa; Chordata; Aves; Galliformes; Phasianidae. The transcript has 5 exons. Gene Ontology annotation, molecular function: monooxygenase activity; iron ion binding; heme binding.